UGUCGAUGGUUAGGCACUAGCUUUGAAAGUUUGACUGGGAAAUAGAGGUACCCGUAACAGUGUCGCGGCUGGAGGGACAAAGAGGAAUGGGGCAUUCAGACCGAAUGAUAUGUUCGUUGACCAAGAUAUUGUGCAUGAUAAUAAACGCGUCGGCGAUUGAUAGUAGCUCAAAGAUGUGCAAUCGACUCGUAGUCCUCAGAGUGAAGCUAUAGAAUAGCUUGAGCUCUUACCUGCGGGUAGUUCUGAAAAACAGUCAUGCUGUUAGAAUAUCGCACAUUGAUGUUCGGAAUUGUAUCAUUGCUAGUAUUGUUUUUAAUCUUCGCGGAUAUUUCUGAAUUGGAGGAAGAAAUUGCGAACAUUGGAGGUUCAAGAAAAUUCUACUGGCCCAGCAGCAUACCCCAGCCCAACAGAAUUACAGCAGUGAAGAUUAAUGCAACACCAUUAGCCAGUGAGAGCAAGAAUACCAUCAGUAUUCUUCCUUCAAGCUGCAAUAAUACAACCAAGCUCUCUCUAGAUGACUGGACCUUCAACAAGACCCUUUCAAGAAUAAUCAGGAAAAACAUCUUGAAAUUCUUUGAUCCCGAGAGGGAUAUCUCCAUUCUGAAGGGCACUCUGAAGCCAGGAGAUGUCAUCCACUAUGUGUUCGACCGACAGAGCACUACAAACAUAUCAGAGAACCUAUACCACCUGCUCCCCACUGCGUCCCCCAUGAAGAACCAGCACCACCAUCGGUGUGCCAUCGUGGGGAAUUCUGGAAUCCUGCUGAACAGCAGCUGCGGCCCAGAGAUUGACUCUCAUGACUUUGUCAUCAGAUGUAACCUGGCCCCAGUGGAGGAGUUUGCUGGGGACGUAGGGCUGCACACCCACCUGGUCACCAUGAACCCCUCGGUUGUCCAGAGGGCCUUCCAGGACCUGGCUGAUGAGGACGGUAGGGAGCGGUUCCUGCGCAGGCUCAAGAGCCUCAGCGGCAGUGUCCUGUGGAUUCCGGCCUUCAUGGCCAAGGGUGGAGAGAAGCGUGUGGAGUGGGCUAUCCGACUCAUUCUCCUGCACACUGUGGAUGUGCGCACUGCAUUCCCCUCCCUGCGUCUGCUGCAUGCUGUCAGAGGGUAUUGGCUGACUAACAAUGUACAGAUUAAGAGGCCAACCACUGGUCUACUGAUGUAUACUAUGGCCACUCGUUUCUGUGAGGAGAUACACCUCUAUGGCUUCUGGCCUUUCGCUCGUGACCCACAUGGAAUACCAGUAAAGUACCACUACUACGACACUCUUACCUAUGAGUACACAUCCCACUCCAGUCCACACACCAUGCCACUAGAGUUCAGGACCCUGAACACUCUCCACAGGCAGGGGGCGCUGAGGCUCCACACUGGUGCUUGUGAAGCAAGAAGGGAACAGCAGAAAGCUCAACAAGGAGUGUCACCAUGAUGGUGUCCUCUCAGCUUUUGGGGAAAUUCCUCUCGUCUAACUGACCAUGUUCUUCGGUCUCAGAAGAAAGUGACUCUGAACAGCACUUUAGUGAAUCUGUGAAAAGUAGUUAUUACUGUGUGUAUAAUGUAACUUUUUAGCUUCAGAAAAUAUGUGCACAAAAGAUUGUUCCACUAUUGACAUUUCCUACAAAAUUGUGUUUAGGAGAGCUGUAAAGGCCACUCCAGUGUUGACAGAUCCGGAACUAGCAGUUGAUUGAUACCAAGUUGCAAAAAAUAGGUGCCUAUGAUAAAGGAAAACAGCUCACACCAUGCAGUUGUUGUUUUUUCUUCACCCGUUGACUUCUAGUUCCUGGUAAAAUCAUCAAACUCUUUCCUUUGGAAUACUGAUAUGAUAUACUCUCAAUAUAGUUCUCAAUUAAAUUAGUUUCAUUAGAUUGUUCUACUGCAUGUGAAAAGGCCUACAAGUUCCCAGUAACAGCCUCCAGUUCCUGACAUCCCAGUCUUAUACAUAGAUUACCUAUAAGAGGUGCACAGCACAUAUCAAGGUUCAUUUAACAACUGGAAUGUUAAUUUUACCAAUUUAUUGUUUAUAUACUAUUGGUCAAGAUUGAGCUAUAUAGCCAUUUCUGUAGUCAAAUUAACACUUAAAAAUUUGCUGUUUGUGUAAUUGUCUGAUCCUCUAAUUAUUUGAUCUAUUAUCAAACUUUACACUUCUCUUAAAGCCCAUAUAGAGAUUAGUUAAGAAACCAUACCAGGUGCUGCCGAAUAGUUGCCUUACUUGAGGACUCUGUAGGAGAGCCAAGGAUUCCAGUCAACCAGGAUAAA
Molecule: messenger RNA, 2252 nt
Organism: Hypomesus transpacificus
Lineage: Eukaryota; Metazoa; Chordata; Actinopteri; Osmeriformes; Osmeridae
Gene: st8sia2
Product: ST8 alpha-N-acetyl-neuraminide alpha-2,8-sialyltransferase 2
Exons: 6
Coding region: 256-1425 (389 amino acids)
Biological process (GO): N-glycan processing; oligosaccharide metabolic process
Molecular function (GO): alpha-N-acetylneuraminate alpha-2,8-sialyltransferase activity
Source: RefSeq, a predicted model, not a curated record